CUUACACAACUGUGUCUUUUCUCCAUUCUGCUUGCAUCUCCUGGCCGGUGUGUGCUAUCUCUUCACGUUACUUAUUUUUGCUUUUUAACCAAACAACGCUUUGGAAAUGAGUGGGGACCAUUCCCACAGCGAGGACCAGGUUGACUCAGGCUCUCACUUCAAUGACUCUCAUAAGCAUAAAGACAAAUACAAAGAGAAAGAACACAAACACAAGGACCACAAGAAGGAUAAGGAACGAGAGAAAUCAAAGCACGGCAACAGCGAUCACAAGGAUUCCUCUGACAAAAAACACAGAGACAAAGAGAAGGAAAAGCUGAAGCACAAAGAUGGCAGCACAGACAAAUACAAGGACAAGCACAAGGAGAAGAGGAAGGAAGAGAAGAUGAAGUCUUCUGAUGGUAAAAUCAAAAAAGAAAAAGAGAAUGGAUUUGCCAGCCCACAUGUGAAAUCUGAGCCUGAAGAUGACUUUUACCAUUCUCCUAAACAUGAGAAGUCUCUGAAAAGAGAACGGGAUGAUGAUAAUGAUGCUGAAUUCAAGCCCAAGAAAAUAAAAACUGAAAAUGACAAGAAGGCCAAGAAAAGAAAACCAGAUGAAGAUGUAAAGUCCAAAAAGAAAGACGGCAAAAAAGGAGAAGUGGCUGACGGAAAAAAGAAAGCAAAGAAAGAGCAAGAAGAGAAGUGGAAAUGGUGGGAAGAAGAGAGGUACACAGAUGGUGUCAAAUGGAAGUUUCUGGAACACAAAGGGCCUGUGUUUGCACCACCAUAUGAGCCUCUUCCCAGCAAUGUCAAAUUUUACUAUGACGGUAAGCACAUGAAACUGAGUCCUGAAGCAGAAGAGGUGGCGACGUUCUUUUCCAAAAUGCUGGACCACGAGUACACAACAAAGGACAUCUUCCGCAAAAACUUUUUCAAAGAUUGGAGGAAGGAAAUGACGUCGGAAGAGAAAGCGAAGAUCACAGACUUGAAGAAGUGCGACUUCUCUGAGAUGAACGACUACUUCAAGGCACAAUCUGAAGCCAGGAAGGCUAUGACAAAGGAGGAAAAACUGAAAAUUAAAGAGGAGAAUGAGCGGCUCUUGCAGGAGUACGGCUUCUGCAUCAUGGACAACCACAGGGAACGUAUUGCUAACUUUCGCAUUGAGCCCCCUGGCCUUUUCCGUGGCCGUGGAGACCACCCUAAGAUGGGAAUGCUUAAACGACGCAUCAGGCCUGAAGAUAUCAUUGUCAACUGCAGCAAGGACUCCAAGCACCCUGAGCCGCCAAAAGGCAGGAAGUGGAAAGAGGUUCGCCAUGACAACAAGGUGACUUGGCUGGUGUCGUGGACUGAGAACAUUCAAGGUUCCAUCAAGUACAUCAUGCUGAAUCCCAGCUCUAGGAUCAAGGGAGAGAAAGAUUGGCAGAAGUAUGAAACAGCUCGUAGAUUGAAGAAAUGUGUUGACCGUAUCAGAAACCAGUACCGUGAAGACUGGAAGUCUAAGGAGAUGCGGAUCAGGCAGCGGGCUGUGGCCCUCUACUUCAUUGACAAGCUGGCUUUGAGAGCGGGUAACGAGAAGGAGGAAGGAGAGACUGCGGACACCGUGGGCUGCUGCUCUCUGAGAGUUGAACACAUCAAACUCUACCCAGAAAACGAAGGCCAGGAGUAUGUGGUGGAGUUUGAUUUCCUGGGUAAAGACUCCAUUCGCUACUACAACAAAGUACCUGUGGAGAAAAGGGUAUUCAAGAAUCUCCAGCUGUUCAUGGAGAACAAGGAGCCUGAUGAUGACCUGUUUGACCGCCUGAAUACUACUGUUCUGAACAAGCAUCUUCAGGAGCUGAUGGAUGGUCUGACGGCCAAAGUUUUCCGUACCUACAACGCUUCAAUCACCCUGCAACAGCAGUUAAAGGAGCUCACAAAUGCGGAGGAAAACAUUCCAGCCAAGAUCUUGUCCUACAACAGGGCUAACAGGGCUGUGGCCAUCCUGUGUAACCAUCAGAGGGCUCCACCAAAGACCUUUGAGAAGUCCAUGCAGAACCUGCAGGCUAAGAUUGAUGCAAAAAGGGACCAGCUCGCUGAUGCCAAGAGAGAUUUGAAGAGCGCCAAGGCAGAUGCCAAAGUACGAAGAGAUGAAAAGUCCAAAAAGGCUGUGGAGACCAAGAAGAAGGCCAUUCAGAGGAUAGAGGAGCAGCUCAUGAAGCUGGAAGUGCAGGCAACUGAUCGUGAAGAGAACAAGCAAAUUGCCCUCGGCACUUCAAAGCUCAACUAUCUGGACCCUCGCAUCUCUGUGGCUUGGUGUAAGAAGUGGGGCAUCCCUGUGGAGAAGAUCUACAACAAAACCCAGCGUGAGAAGUUUGCCUGGGCCAUUGAUAUGGCAGACGAGGACUAUGAAUUUUAAAUCGCAGUUUGUGGUUUUAACUAUUAUACACCCAUUUUUAUUGGAUACUUUUUUUUUUUUUUUUUUUUUUUUUUUUAGCUUAAGUCAAUUUUACUGGAUGGUCAGACCUGCCAGGAAUUUUAGAAAGUUUGAGAAGAAAAACGGUGGCAACACAGAGAGAUGAAAAGAGGCCAUGUUGAAGUGGCAGGGGGGGUGGUUGUGGUUAGUCUUCAACAUCUGAUCUGAGAUCAGACACAAAGCCUGAACUAUACCCACAACUGAGCAUCGAGGCAAAGUCCCUGUAAUCGGAAGACCCUUUUAUCUUUGUCUCGCUCCCUCCAAAAAUGCCUGAACUGAACUCUGUGGUUCCACAGCUACUGUAUUCAAGCAAAAAGAAAAAAAAUGCUUUAUCAUUUUAUUUUUCCUUGUUCACUUGCUCUGUAUUUUAGCCUCCCAUGUAUUAAUGAAUUCUAUAUUUUGAUAGACAAAGUUAAAUCAGAUAAAUUCUUAACACCCAUGCGCCUUUCCAGGAAAUGGAAUAGUGAGCUCGGCAUUUUAGGGAUGGGUGUGUGUGUGUGUCUGUCAGGACUGUGUGUGAAUGAGAAUCUUGGCCAAUGAAGCGAUCUGUUUGGAUGAAUAUUUUAAACUGGACUACGAUGAAUUGUUUGGAAUGAAAGAGGAUGUCAGGGCAGGCAAAGGGCAAAAAUAAUGCAACCAUGUCAAUAUUUACUUAAGCAAGCAGAAUGUGAAUAUUUUGUUUUACAGCCUCCAUCAGGGACUAUAUUCAGUGUAAAUGUGAACCAUUCAUUUUAAGCUGCAAGCAUCCUCUGAAUCUCUUUGUACCCCUGUCUUCAUGUGGUUUUUAACUUAAUUUAACAAUUGUUCCAAGGAAGAAUCUCCCAUCUGUUACUUGAAGAUAAUUCAAUGAUAAUGUAUUUAAAGUCAGUUAAUGGAAAAUGUUUCUUUACAGAAGAGUAUGUAAGGGGUUUCCACUUUGCCAAAAAUCACCAACCUGUUACAAUUUAGGCAGUUUUUUUUAAUUAUGUAAAGAUUGAGGAUAAAGAAAUGUAACAUUUAAUGUGAAUUCAGUUCAUUUUAUUCCACUCUUAAAAUAGGAAAUUGAUGUAAGUAGCUGUAAAGUCAACAUCCUAUUCUUGUUUUACCUUCUGUCAUAGCUUUGAUCAUGUUUUCUUUGAGUUUUAUGCUCAUUGUAGGUUGAAAAAUGAAUAAAACCCUACAAGUAA
Messenger RNA from Cheilinus undulatus (humphead wrasse), 3594 nucleotides. RefSeq names its product DNA topoisomerase I, like (gene top1l). Lineage: Eukaryota; Metazoa; Chordata; Actinopteri; Labriformes; Labridae. Bases 107 to 2371 code for a protein of 754 amino acids. Gene Ontology annotation, biological process: DNA topological change; chromosome segregation; DNA replication. Gene Ontology annotation, cellular component: nucleolus; chromosome. The record is from RefSeq and is a predicted model, not a curated record. Gene Ontology annotation, molecular function: DNA topoisomerase type I (single strand cut, ATP-independent) activity; DNA binding. The transcript is spliced from 21 exons.